This is a messenger RNA of Oncorhynchus gorbuscha (pink salmon), 3264 nucleotides long. Its product is annotated as GMP reductase 2-like. Gene Ontology annotation, biological process: nucleotide metabolic process. Lineage: Eukaryota; Metazoa; Chordata; Actinopteri; Salmoniformes; Salmonidae. Gene Ontology annotation, molecular function: GMP reductase activity. The transcript is spliced from 10 exons. The coding region runs from base 198 to 1244 and encodes 348 amino acids. Gene Ontology annotation, cellular component: GMP reductase complex. The record is from RefSeq and is a predicted model, not a curated record.
AGAAAUAUCACAGAUAGCCGAAUAAUAGAACUACAAUAAUGGCUUUACAGUAAAGACCCGUCCUCUUAAACAUUCAUGUCUCGCAUUUGUAGCGGAAACAGUGCUGGUGAAAUAAGAUAUCUUUCUCGCGCAUUUCAUAACGACAGAGCAGAAAAAGAUAGAACGUGUCCAUACUACAGAUACUACCAGCAGUAGAAAUGCCUCGCAUUGAGAAUGACAUCAAGUUGGACUUCAAGGAUGUACUUCUCCGUCCGAAACGAAGCACACUCAAGUCCCGUAGUGAGGUGGACCUGAUGAGAUGUUACACCUUCAGGAACUCCAAGGGAAGCUACAGAGGAAUCCCCAUUGUUGCAGCCAACAUGGACACUGUCGGCACCUUCGAGAUGGCUCUGGCUUUGUCCAAGUUCACACUCUUCACUGCCAUUCACAAGCACUAUUCAGUAGAUGACUGGAAGGAGUUUGCAACAAAGAAUCCAGAAUGUGUACCGUGUAUGGCAGUCAGCACAGGGACAGGCGAAGGGGACUUUGAAAGGCUGGGUGAGAUCACAGCUGCUGUGCCUCAGCUCCAGUACAUCUGUGUGGAUGUGGCCAAUGGCUACUCUGAGCACUUUGUCCACUUUGUUAAAGACGUGCGCCUGAAGUACCCGACACACACCAUCAUGGCGGGGAAUGUGGUUACCGGGGAGAUGGUGGAGGAGCUGAUCCUCGCUGGCGCUGACAUCAUCAAAGUGGGCAUCGGACCAGGGUCUGUGUGCACCACCCGUAAGAAAACAGGGGUGGGUUAUCCCCAGCUGAGCGCUGUGAUAGAGUGUGCAGAUGCUGCCCACGGCCUGGGCGGACACAUCAUCUCUGAUGGUGGAUGCACUUGCCCUGGUGAUGUUUCCAAGGCUUUUGGUGCCGGGGCGGACUUUGUGAUGCUGGGCGGGAUGCUCGCCGGCCACUCAGAGAGCGGGGGCGAGGUCAUCGAGAAGAACGGGAAGAAGUACAAGCUGUUCUACGGCAUGAGCUCCGACACGGCCAUGAAGAGGCACGCCGGGGGUGUGGCCGAGUACAGGGCAUCUGAAGGGAAGACGGUAGAGGUAGUCUACAAGGGUCCCGUGGACGUGACCAUACGGGAUGUCCUGGGUGGGGUACGCUCCACCUGUACCUACGUGGGUGCAGGGAAGCUCAAGGAGCUCAGCCGCAGGACCACCUUCAUCAGGGUCACCCAGCAGCUCAACACCGUCUUUGGGAACGAUAACUAGGCGAGGCCCAGGCUGGUUCACACACACACAUACACACAUAUACACACACCAUACCGUUGAUAGUAAGAAUCAGUCAGUUGAGAAACUUAAACCUAGGAUAAAUGUUUGGUUGCCAAAACCAAAACCUUUUUAGAUAAUACUAUCAAACAAUCCCUUAACUAAGAGUCAUAUUUAAGCAAAAGGCAUUAGGGGGUGUGGUAUAUGGCCAAUAUACCAUGGCCAAGGGCUGUUCUUAAACACGACGCAACGCGGAGUGCCUGUAUACAUCCCUUAGCCGUGGUAUAUUGGCCAUAUACCACAAACCCUCGAGGUGCCUUAUUGCUAUUAUAAACUGGUUACCAACCUAAUUAUAGCAGUAAAACUAAACAUUUUGUCAUACCAAUCAGCAUUCAGGGCUCGAAUCCACCCAGUUCAUAAUUCAACUUUAAACAUAUUUUGACUUAUUCUAAACUGCCAUAAAUGUACAUUUCUUGGUAAGAAGUGAACUGAGGGCACUUCAGGACGUAUUUCCAGGUUUUUCUUUUGUCAUCUUGCUCGAUCAUUCCCAUUCCGCUCUGGGGGCGGUGAGUACAGGCUUCUCUCUGUGUCCAAUAUUAUUUAACAUGUCCUAUCAUUUCACAUGAUCUUGCGCUCUCUCUCUCUCUCUCUCUCUUUACCUCUCAAUCCCCCAUUUUCCUAACACUUCUAUGCACAUCCCUGUUUUUCAAGACAUCUCAUCGCCAUGCUGUUUGAAAACCAUAUGCCAUAAAUUAAUAUACAGUAUUUCACCGUAUGAAGUAUGUACUAUAUUGAGAUUGCAAGCAUUAAAAACAUCUGCUUUUAUUAUUUUAGAUAGUCAAGUGGACAUACAUACAGUGAAGAGAUUCAGAUGUUCAUAAUAAUAACCAAUACUGCCGAUUUUAAAAUAUUUUAGAUUAUUUUAUCCUUUUCAAAAUAACUUAAAUAUAUAUUGCACUUAAUGAUUUGCAAUGGUGUAGUAUUCCAGUCGUUUUCCCCAUAGAAAGUUAUUUUUCUGCUAUUCUCAUGCGGACCAAAUAUUAAGGCGAGGAGGAAAUAGAUACUGAAUGAAAAUACUGACAAACAGGUGUUUCGUGUGCUGUACAGCUACAGCAGCAACUCGGUCAGUCAAAUGACACACCGCAUGUUGACGGGAAACUGUUGUGGAAUACAAGAUAUAGAGUUGCAAAAUUCCUGUAACUUUCCCAAAAUUCCCAGGUUUUCCAGAAGUCCUGAGUGGAACUUGGAUGAUUCCCAGAAUAUGGCAGAAAAAGCAAGAAAUCCAGCAAACCCCCAACCAGGAUUUCUGGAGAACUUGGGAAUUUUGGGAAAGGAACCGGGAUUUUGCAACCCUAAUUCAAAGUAUUGUAGCGACCUUAACACAACACCUAGCGACCUCGUCAAGAGGUUCGGACUUCUUAGCUUAAUGGUUAAGGUGUUGGCUUGACAGUCACUGGACAUGGUUCCAGUCCUUGUCAGGGCUCCCUCCUGAAUUCGCUACAGUAUGUUUUGAUGCUAAGGAAGGCAGGACAUCUUUGAUUGUUAACUCGAUUUACUGUUAAUUUCUCGCUUUGGUCAAUUAGACUAGAUAGAAUUUCCAUUCAAUCAGUAUUCACAUUAUUACUUCACUGGAUAUUCAGUUACUUUGCUAGAAUGUUGUCUAUGCAUUAUGAUUUUAAGGUGUGCAACUGACUAGUUUUCAUUAUGUCUGUAUAUUUACUUUACUUCAUAGUGUUUUCCAGGAUGAUUCCUUUUCAUAGAUUUUGGUAUUAGUCAAACAUGUCAUGCCGUUUUUAAGCCACAUUUGUUGUUGUUUCAGUCUUGUCAGUUCUGACCAGUCGGAUAAACACUCCAAACAGCCUACCCGACCGCGCGGGGUCGUCCACAUGGUCAUAAAGCACACCGUUGCCUUGUUUUGUAUCACAUUCCAAUAAUAAAACUGAAAAUGCAAUUUCAGAAUGACAUGUCCGCCCCAGUGAAAGUCGCGCCCCUGGUUCUGACCAAUAAAGAGCUUUCCAUAUGA